Messenger RNA from Scedosporium apiospermum, 3429 nucleotides. Its product is annotated as Nuclear pore complex subunit Nup85. Gene Ontology annotation, cellular component: nuclear pore outer ring. NCBI's taxonomy places the organism in Eukaryota, Fungi, Ascomycota, Sordariomycetes, Microascales, Microascaceae. The transcript is spliced from 2 exons. Gene Ontology annotation, biological process: positive regulation of DNA-templated transcription; protein import into nucleus; mRNA export from nucleus. Bases 1 to 3429 code for a protein of 1142 amino acids. Gene Ontology annotation, molecular function: structural constituent of nuclear pore. The record is from RefSeq and is a predicted model, not a curated record.
AUGGCGAACAGAUUCACUGCUUUUGGAGCCUCCCCCGACCCUUCGACUCCAGAUAGGAGCGCGCGUCGCGGUGGGAAGUUUUCCUUUGGUACCGAACCCUCAACCACCCCAGCUGGCCCUCCUCCCUCAUCGUCAAAUUCCUUCACUCCGGCUGGUGCACCGUCCGCCUCUUAUCUCGGAAGCUCUAUGAUGCGCGGCCUAACGGGAUCGAAACCUGCUGCGCCGAGCUUUUCCUCUGGAGGGUCGGGUUCGACGAGUAGGAAUCUGUUUGCGCGAAAGGGAAGCUCCCCACUUACGCGUGGCGGACGCAAUGCGAAGGAGCGAGGGCCUUCGGGACUAAGCCAAUCUAUACGAGCGGAGAGUAUCGAACGUGAGACGCCCCCUAAGAAAACUGCAGGAACAUUCCGACUGGCCUUUGACGAUUUCGACGACGACGACGACGACGAUGACGAUGAUGAGGAGGGUGAUGAAGACGAACGUGAGGCCGAGCAAGACCAAAGCGAAGAGGAAGACGCCGAUGGAGAAGAGGAGGAAGAGGAGGAGGAAGAAGAAGAAGAGUACGAACAGCGCCUGCCAUUCGGACGCUCAGGCCAUGCAGCUCUCGAUGCCGAAGUCGAACGAUACAUUAAUCGUGACAUCGACGCCGAAGAAGAAAGCGAGGAAGAAGAGGAAGAGGCCGUCGGUGAAGCCGAUGGUGAGGAUUACGACCCCUUUCUUACUAUGCACGAUGAACCGCGCGAUUCCAUCGAAGGAUCGGAUAUGGAUGAAGACCUGAUGGUCCUCACUACCCCAGCCGCCGACGAACGGGCGAGACGAGAGGCUGAGAACAUUUUCCGAGCAUCCUCGAUAAGGAAGGCUGCACCCGGGCCUAGAGUGGAUUUCCAAUUUGAUGCCAUCUCUCGCGAGCAUUACAAGGCUGCUGGCCCUGCUAUCAUAAACGAGACUCCAGACCUUAUACUAGAUACGGAGGACCUGGUGAGCCACCUGUAUGACGAGGGUAUAGGUGCCAAGGAUGAUGCCGAGAAGCUUGAUAGUUCUUUGGCUAUUGCUGCCAUCGGUCUCACCCAGAUUUGGAAUGACUACGCACAGGAACUUCCCGAUCCCGAAGAGGAGCAUGCCACCGAGAUUGGGCCCCCUCCCACGGCCGAGCCUUUUAAAAAGGCCGCCUUCAUCGCCAAUCUGGUUAUUCGAAUGCAUCACACACGAUCAGAAUCCCACUUCGAUGAAGGGAAAAGGGUUCCCCUUCCACAAGUUCUAUUCGAGUGGAUGGCUAAGAACCACAACGUGUAUCCUGACCAGUUCCGCGAAGUAGUUGAACAGAGGCCAAACCCUGUCUGCCACAGCCUUUACUGGCCCACAGUUCGGACGACUCUUCUAAGGGGAGAAGUCGGGGAGACGGCGCGGCUGCUGAAGAGUGCCGAUUUUAAGCACGUUAGGAAAAACCGCGGCCCUGCCUCUUACUCGGGUAAGGCUCUGCAGAACAUCGAAUACGCCGUCAAGCAGACGUGUGAUAUGCUCGAAAACUGCCCGGGCGCGAACGGCGACUGGGACAUCUUCGGGAGCGAUUGGACUCUUUUCCGCGUAAAGGCGAAGGCGUCUCUUGACCAGCUGCAACGAUUUGCGGAGGGUAAGGAUCAUCAGCAAUUUGGAUCGAGCGAUGCCAGUUUUGGUUACGGAAAUUCCGUGGUCGAUCUCGCGCGGAAGGCGGAGAGCCAGAUCCCCUGGGAAGUCUACGAGCAGCUGACUUCCAUCUAUGAUAUUGUUAUUGGUGACCAGAAUGCGAUCCUGGAGACGGCCCAGGACUGGUGCGAAGCGACGGUUGGUCUCUGUGGAUGGUGGGAUGAGGAGAAGGACCGCCCAAAGAAGCGGCGUCUAGGUCAAUCGCUUAAUCUGCUUGGCCCGACGCAUCUCGUGCCACUCGAGGACUACUUUGAGCGUAUGGCGCGGGCGGUCCACGCGGCGGUAGAGUCCGAUUUCUACUUUGACCCUCGGAACAGCGUAGCGGUUGCAGUGGCAUCUGCGUUCGAAUGCAACUUUUCUGCCGUCAUUGGCAUCCUCCGCGCGUGGUCUCUUCCGGUUGCCUCCGCGACGGCUGAGGUGGCAUCCCUUGGCCAGUGGCUACCAAAGCCUCAGGCUAAGGCGCUAUUGCCGAUGGACACUCUCGACGACGAUGACCUCGCAGUUCUCGGCGUGCCUCAGCAGGGCCCUGAUGAAGUCGAAGGCAUCAAGGAUACAACUUUGGUACAGUAUGCGCGAGAGCUUGCUGGCGUCGACCAGAUUUCUGCGGACCGGGAGGGCUGGGAGGUGGCCAUUCAAGUCCUGGGCCGAAUGGACUCUGUUGAGAAGUCGGAGGAGACAGUUGGCGAACUGCUACAUGAUUUGCUGGAGACACUCCAGCCUGACUCUAGCAUCACCGUCGAUAAGAUGUGGAGGAUACUUGGCGACCUUGGCAUGGUCAGCUUUGCCGAGGAAACCGCGGAGGCGUUUGCCGAUAUCCUCGGCAAGGACUCUCACCGGUAUGGAGAGGCCAUCUGGUACUACUCCCUCGCGCAUAAGCCCGCCAAGGUGCGCGAGGUCCUGAACCUUCUCAUUUCCUAUUCUCUGUUGCAGUCUACCGCGUAUCCUACCCCCAGCGACCUCGACGACCACCUUCACCGGCUCCUCACCGAUAGGGGCUCUGCUCUAGAGGACCUUGCCAGCAAAGAUAUCGAGGCGGCCGAGCUUGUGGGUAGGAUGCUCAGCGGGUACGCCACGUUACGCAAGUUCUACGAAAUCAGGGACACGGAAGCCACGACGACGACCACGGCUACCUCAACCUCCGCCAUCAACACUGGUCUGCGAGGCGUCGCCAACAAGAAGCGAGCUGCGACGGCGCUCGUCGCAGUCAUUGCUAGCUCCGACGACAAUAUCCGCGGUGGCGUCUACGAUGAGACGCGUGACGCGGUAGUCAGCGAAGAUUUCCUCCUAGCUCUGCUCGGCGAAGCCAUGGUCCUCGUCGGCCACGAGCCUCCCGUGCUCACACUCGAGCAAAUGGACAUCCUCCUCAAGGCCAUCGAAGAUCUCGAGACGGUGGGCACGCGCGUCUACGACGCCUGCGACGAGUUCUUCAAGCUCGUGCUCGCGUCGGCGCAGGGCCUCAAGGGCUCGACGCCAGCGGACCUCAUGAAGUCCAUCUCCAGCAGCGGCGGCCUCGGCGGAAGCUACGUGCUCAGCGGGAGCAGCAUGCUCGCGAGCCAGUUGCACCGUAGCAUCAGCGGUAGCAGCAGCUCGGGCGGUCUCGCUCGCGUGCCCAAGAGGGGAUGGGAUUGGCGGGCUGGGUUGAGGGCGAAUUCGACUGCGGAGGAGGUGUUGAGGAUCCUGAGGUUGGGGUUGUCGAAGGAAUUGGCGAGGUUGUGGUUGCAGGAUGCGGAUAAUGUUGCGCUGUUUUGA